CUCACCGGUCAAACGAUUAAUCGUUCCGAGCGGGAACUAUUCUAAAAGCGCGGCUAAAAACAGCCCCGAAAUCCUGCGACUCGAUAAUUCCAUUCAAGCGGCGCAAUCGCUUUCGAUCGAGUACCGGGUAAUAAGUCCGACGAGGAUCAAUCGUGAUCCGUUGGGAGUCUAAUUAUAAACGGGACGCUUCCAUCAAUCUCGUCUAGUUCCGUUCAAUCCCGAUACCGCACUCGUUUCUCCGUAGGUAUUCAGAUCAGAGGUAAACUUCGCUAAAAUGCUGCACCACGAACAUGAAUAAUCGGUGGUGGCAGAACGAGAAGUUCGCGAGUAGAAGUUCGCGUAGUAUCGCAAGUGGAAUUCGGUUGUUAGUCGGUUGCCGGAUAGACGGAGAAACGUGCCGGUGGCUAGGUCUGGCAAAGAAAAACGAGGGGGUUUUCUGUUGGAGAGCCGAGUCAUCGCACUCGGAGUGGCCUCUUAUCUCUCCGGCUGCUGGCUCCGGUUGUAGGUUAGAGACACUCUUCGGAUAGUAGCGGCUGCCUAUCCAUAGAGAGAGAAAUCGAAUCGAUCGAUCGACAUCUUUCCACGGAGAGAGCCUCUACUCGAGUUUUCCUGACCUAAGAACACAGACCCGAGUGUGUGGAGUGGCCGUGGAACGGGGUGGAGUGAACUCCACACAGAAUGGGCCACCGGGGGUGGUAGGUUCGAGUAGGGGAACCCCGCCCCCUUUCGAGCGUCCUACCCGACGUCGACGUCGACGAUGACUGCAGAUUUGUCUUUUCUUUCUCGUCGGAGAGGUCUCCCGCCUCUUAUCAAGCGACACGAGUCGGUUCUACCCCUUUUCGCGCGAAGGGCUCAGCUCCGAGUCGGAUCCGAGCGGAGAUAGCUGAUUAAAAGUCUGACUACGUCGUUCACGGUUUUCAAUUCUUAUCGCAAGUUUCUCCGCGGUUUCGACCUCUCGUCUCGAAGGGUGAUGAGAAUCGUGGAGCACGUGGUGCGAACGGUAUCUGCAAUCGAGCCGAAUGAUGUCCAAUUGACGAAGACCGCGCAGCGCUAGGAAUGGCCCCAUUCAGUUCCGUCUUCCUGGGCGUCUGGGGAGUGUUCGUGAUCGUUCUCAUACAAGAAUCUAGGCCCGUCAGCUGGGACGAAUGGUGGACCUAUGACGGUAUUUCCGGUCCCGGCUUCUGGGGUCUCAUAAAUCCGGAAUGGUGGCUGUGCAACAAGGGCAGACGACAAUCGCCGGUGAACCUCGAGCCCGGAAGGCUCCUCUUCGACCCGAACCUGCUGCCUUUGCACUUGGACAAGCACAAGGUGGGCGGCGUGCUCGCCAACACCGGCCACAGCGUCGUGUUCGCCGUCGAAAACGACACGCGCCACCCGGUGAACAUAUCCGGCGGUCCCCUCAGCUACCGGUAUCAGUUCCACGAGAUUCAUCUUCACUUUGGACUGGACGAUCGGAUCGGUAGCGAGCACAUGGUGGACGGACACGCGUUCCCAGCGGAGUUGCAGAUAUUCGGGUUCAAUUCGCAGCUGUACAACAACUUCUCGGACGCGUUGCACCGGGUGCAGGGGAUAGUCGCGGUGUCCCUCCUGCUGCAGGUCGGAGAUCUCUCGAACCCGGAGCUGCGACUACUCACCGAACAGCUGCAGUACAUCAGAUACGGAGGCCAGACGAUGGAGAUUAAGCGUUUCGUGGUGCGGGAAUUGCUGCCGGACACGAAAUAUUACAUGACGUACGAUGGCUCCACAACGAUGCCAGCUUGCCACGAGACCACCACGUGGAUCAUCCUGAACAAGCCGAUAUACAUCACUAAGCAGCAGCUUCUCGCGUUGCGACAAUUGAUGCAAGGGGACAAGGAGCAUCCGAACGCGCCGCUUGGGAAUAAUUUCAGACCGCCCCAGCCACUUCAUCAUCGUCCCGUUCGAACGAACAUCGACUUCAACGUUCAGGGACAGAACAACUGCCCGACGAUGAACAGGGACAUACACUACAAAGCGAACAGUUGGAAAUAACCCAGCGGCGAGCUAUGGAAGUGGCUGACGGUUAACUACGCUUCCCCUGGGAGUUACGAGGAUAAAAACCCACUGACAUAUCAAUUAAAAUGAUCGCGACCAGUGGUCAUCACGUCGAUCCGAUCGAGCAAGAGGCCAUCGUGGCGCGUAUCGUUGAGAGCGGAAGAGCGUGCGAACGAGCGAGUGGAUUUUAAAACAAAGAGAUCCGAGUGAAAAAAAAACAAAAUAUGAAAAUAAACAAAAAAAUGCUUCGUUGUACUAUUAGACGUGAAUUGCCAAGUAUGUUUCCAGUAACGAACAAGAAGAAACACACACGACACAGAUACAGACAGGUUACACCGACAGACACGUACAGAAAAGAUAUAACUAUAUAUAGAUUACAAUUUAGCGGAGAUAAGAUUAAAAAAAAAAAAAAAAAAAAAACGUAAGAUUAAACACAAGAUAUAUUAUUAUACGUAUAUUGAUCAACUAAAAAAGCUAUGACUAUCGUGGCCUGUGUUGGGGUCGUCAACGACGAUGAUAGGGGUUACUGGGAUUGAAACAAACGACGAGGUGCGAGAUUCUAUAUGUAUAAAGAAAAAAAUAAGAACAAGAAGGAAGAAUCACGCGCGAGCGAUCAAAGAUCCGCGCGUACACGCCCACUCACAUCACCACCCGCAUGAUUACAUGAAUACGUACGACAUUACAUGCAUACAUACUUACUAUACAUGUACACACACAUAUCGAGCGAAAGUUUAUACUAUAUUCUUGUAAUAAAAUGCUGAAAAACGUAGAA
This is a messenger RNA of Ceratina calcarata, 2785 nucleotides long. RefSeq names its product Carbonic anhydrase-related protein B (gene CARPB). The transcript has 10 exons. NCBI's taxonomy places the organism in Eukaryota, Metazoa, Arthropoda, Insecta, Hymenoptera, Apidae. Bases 1057 to 2010 code for a protein of 317 amino acids. Gene Ontology annotation, biological process: one-carbon metabolic process. The record is from RefSeq and is a predicted model, not a curated record. Gene Ontology annotation, molecular function: zinc ion binding; carbonate dehydratase activity.